Messenger RNA from Eimeria mitis, 2757 nucleotides. RefSeq names its product apical membrane antigen, putative. Gene Ontology annotation, cellular component: cytoplasm. The record is from RefSeq and is a predicted model, not a curated record. Gene Ontology annotation, biological process: nucleobase-containing compound metabolic process. Gene Ontology annotation, molecular function: AMP kinase activity; ATP binding. Lineage: Eukaryota; Apicomplexa; Conoidasida; Eucoccidiorida; Eimeriidae.
AUGGACGAGAAUGAAAAGGAAAGAGAAAAAGAGAUAGACGAUGCUUUGGUCCUCGACAUUGUAGCAGAGCCAGCGAAAAUUGAGGCCACUUUCACAGACCUGUUGAAACACUACCGGCUUCGCCAGCUGAUCGAUCCAUUCUUUAUCAAGCCCGAUCCACCUGAGAGGGUCGUUCCCCCCCCAAACCUAGAGGAGAUCUAUGCUCGUAUUGAGCAAAUAACUUCUUUUGAUGGCCCCCCCGAAGGUGAAGAGUGGGAGAACGCCUCGAAGACGUUCCCAUUUCUUCCUCCCCUUCCACUGGUGCUGUACGGCGACGUGGGAAACUACUGCCCGGUGGCACUGCGCGACGAGAAGUGGCUGCUGCCGGGGAAACCCCGCUUGAGUCUGCAGGUGCGGCAGCGGGUAUACAUGGUUUUUGACGAGGAAAAAAAAUACAAGUUCACUGCUGAUACUCGACGCUACCUGCCAUCUCUAGACAAGUGUAACGACGCCAAUGAGACAAGCACGCUCAAGGUACCGCCCCCCCGCAUAGCAUUUUUGGGUUCGCUGGGCUCGGAGGUAGAAAAGAGAAUAAGUCAGCUUAGCGACGAGUACGGGCUGCCUUUCCUAGAUCUGCGUUCUGAAUUUUCUUUGGCGUUGAAGCAGCAGCUGCUGAGGAUGGCUGACGAGCCCGACGGCACACCAGACGAGGCCGAUAGCUCCCUGUGGCAGCUGUUGUCUAUGAACAGCAACAACUUGCCUGAGGCUCAGACAGAUAUGUUGAAGCAGAUGUGGCCCGGGCUGCAGGAGGAAACACAGCAAAAGCUAUGCCAAGAAGCCCUCAGGAGUGUUCUGCAUCCUGAGAUGGGCCCUGCGUUGAUUCAGGCUGGCGUCUUCACAAACCCUCUCGCUGAUGCAGCAACGACAACAGAAGAAGAAGGAGAGGAGAACGGGGGAUUCAACAUUGGUAGCCUGAUGGACAAGGCUGGGCGCUUGCCUGACUGCGUGGUUAUAUUCUUAUGCACGGAUGAGGUCGGAGUGUCGCGGUGUCUAGACUUGGAAAAGAUAGAUAGAGAAGCAGAAGAAAAGAAAAGGCGAGAAGCAAUGGAGAGAAAGCAGAAACGGAAGAGCCGGCGUAAACCCCCCUCAGAUUCAUCGGCUGAUGGGGACAGCGAGUCUGGGGCUGGGGUUGAGGAUGAAGGAGCAGGAGCAGGAGAGGGUGAGGAUGAGUUGCCAGCGUCUGAGAGAGCGAGACAAGAAUUUCUUAGGGGAAAGGCUGCUCGCGAUGCAGCUCUGCUGGAGUGCGCCAAAAGCUUCGCCAUGGCGGGGGUACCCGUGCUUACUUCCUUCUGCCAACGCCUCCUUCGCUGUCGAGCUGUGAGGCUCUCUAAGUAUCUUCUCUCCACGCCCAUGGAUGUAGACGCCAUGCGGCUCAAAGACUUCUCCGAAUACCCCGUACUCUUCAGGGAUCGUGUAUACUUUCCUGCUGAGACAGAAGAGGAACGCAGGAUAUUUUGCCAGACCCCAUCAAAGUUUCUUACGGGGACAAAUCCACCACCAAAGAGACAUCUCCCUGCAUGCGUUUUCUUGGGCCCACUAAACAGCAACCGCACGCUGAUAGCCAAGCAGAUAGCUGAGUGGUGCGGCGCGGUCUAUGUCAGCCCGCUGCAGCUGCUGCAGGAGGUGACAGCAGCACCUGCUCCUACCUCGGCCCUCAACAAGUGUAUUGUUGGGGACUUGCACCAGGGUAAGGCUGCAGCUCCGUGCUGCACCUGCCGGCUGAUUGCUGCUCGUCUGCGGUCACAAGAGGCCAGACAGCGAGGGUUUCUGCUGGAUGGAUGCGGCUUGGAGGGGGUGGGUGUAGAGCUGCUGAUGGAGUUGUUGCAUGCAAGCCCCCACGAAGUAACAAGUCUCUCGCGCAAGCACCGCCUCGAGCACAACAGCCCCAGGAGCUCGACCUCGACGGAGGUUCCCACCUCCCCCGUGGGGGCUGAGUGGCCGGGGCCGCCAGCUGAGUACCCGCAGGCCGAGGCUACACCGCGGCCAGUGUAUUCACCAAACCAAGAGAAACUACCAGAGCAAGAAAACGAGGGGUUUGUCUCUGCUGCUGGCGACCCUGCUGGGGAGCAGCAGCAGCCGUCGGCUGCACCGCCGCCAGACCCCCCAGCAGCAGAGGAACCUGAGAGUGCCGAGGCUACACCGCGGCCAGUGUAUUCACCAAACCCAGAGAAACUACCAGAGCAAGAAAACGAGGGGUUUGUCUCUGCUGCUGGUGACCCCGCUGGGGAGCAGCAGCAGCCGUCGGCUGCACCGCCGCCAGACCCAGCAGCAGCAGAGGAGCCUGAGAGUGUACAGGGGGCAGUGGGGGGGGGAGAAGGCCGCCACCACGGCCCCGCUGAGGUCGUAGCCAGCAUUCCCCCGUUGCAGCUCGACGACCUGCGGCCUGCUUCUGCGGAUGUACGGGGGCAGUAUCCUCUGCCGCUUGACUCAGGCAGCGAGACGCCGUCUGGUGGUGUGUUGUCUACACCAGCUGCUGCAUCAGGGGGGACCUCAGCACCUUCUCACCGCCAAGAUAUGCAUGCAUGCGGCAGAGAAGAAGAGGGAGAGGAAGAAACUGAAACCCCCAUGCCCCCUCUACCCUUUCCCCUCGUUGAUAUCGUGUUUGUCUUCGACUCUGAGCACGAGGACUUGUGGACAGAGGACGAGCGCCUGCUGCAGGAAGAGGAACCCAAAACCCCAAAACAACAAAAACAAAAACCCAGUGAGCCCCAUAUAUAA